Molecule: messenger RNA, 555 nt
Organism: Malassezia japonica
Lineage: Eukaryota; Fungi; Basidiomycota; Malasseziomycetes; Malasseziales; Malasseziaceae
Gene: ALG13
Product: N-acetylglucosaminyldiphosphodolichol N-acetylglucosaminyltransferase
Exons: 3
Coding region: 1-555 (184 amino acids)
Biological process (GO): dolichol-linked oligosaccharide biosynthetic process
Molecular function (GO): hexosyltransferase activity
Source: RefSeq, a predicted model, not a curated record
AUGGCCGCACGGGAGGAGCUUACCUUGCUAGUGACUGUCGGCAGCACGCGUUUCGACGCGCUGGUCGCGCGCGUGCAGGACGACGACGUGCUGCAGGCCAUCGGCAGCCUGGCGCCCAACGCGCGCGUCCUGCUCCAGUACGGCAGGAGCGACGUGCGUCCUCCUGCGCACGCCAAGCCCACCAUCGUGCACGGCGUCGAGGCGCUGGUAUAUACAAUGGACAACGUGCACGUCUACCUAUUUCGCUAUGCGCCGAGUCUGCAGGCGUUCAUGGACGCGUCCGACAUGGUCGUCGCCCACGGCGGCGCGGGCACGAUCCUCGAGGCCCUGCGUACGCCGUCGCAUCCCCGUGUGAUGGUUGUCCCGAACGCGUCGCUGAUGGACGACCACCAGCGCGAACUCGCGGACACAAUGGCACCGGACUAUUGCCUGCUCGGCGACCUGACGUCGCUUCCUACACAGCUCUCUACGCUAGCGACGCGCACUUUUGCGCGCUUCCCGAACCGUAGACAAGACGCGCUGCACGCCGUCGUCCUCGGCGCUUGGGGCGCCUGA